CGGCUGUUAACUUUCCUAACGGCAGUACUAACUGCGGUUAACACUUAACCCUACGUCGUUACUUAGACCCAAAUUAAGACACUCUUACCCUUUCGCAUUCUACCCAGAAAUCGAUUUGGGAUCAGAAACCCUAAUUUCUCUAUUCUCUCAUUCUCUUUGAAAUCGAUGUCUUUGAAAUCGUGUUAAUCGAUGUGUCUAGGCGUUUGAUUACUUGCGGUUUGGUUAGAAUUUGAGUUCAAGGAGUUAGUUUGGUCGCAUCGUGAUGAGUGGUUUCGAUUGCUUGAAACUUAAUAUUAAGUUCGGAGGAGAUGUCUCCUUCAAGGAUGAGUGUUUCGCAUACAUCGGAGGAUUCGAGAAGAGGGAAAUGUUGAUGGAUCCAGACCUGAUGACGUGGUCGAUCUUCGAUGAUUUCCCUAAAGAGAAUGGAGUGUCUGGUGCCGUAGAAAAAGUUUGGUACAAACUUUCCCAUGAAGACGUAGAUUCAGUAAGAGCUAUCUCUGAGGACAGAGAUAGUGGGAUUAGGCAAUUGUGUAGUGAAGCUUUGAUUGGUGGUGAAGUAGAUAUCUACAUUCAGCAAGGUGUGUCUGAACCUACACCGUUUCCUAUGCCACAACCUGGUGAAGAGUGUGAUGCUGGUGAAGAGAGUGAUGUUGGAGAGCAUCAAGAGUCUGAUGCAGAGGGUGAAGCAAAUAAAACUGGUGAAGAAGACAGAGCACAAGAUGAUGGUGUAGAUCCAGUCGAAGAAUGUAUGGGAGAUGAUCCUCGGUUUAGUGCAUUUUAUGAAGAAAUUAAUGCUGCUCAUGAGGAUACUGACCAAGUUCCAGAAGAAGCUGUUGAUGAGGAUACUCACCAAGUUCCAGAAGAAGUUGAUGUUCAAGCUACUCAUCAAACUGAGGAAGGAGUUGCUGCGGGUCAAACUGAAGAAGAUGAAGAAGAUGAAGAAGAGUUAGAGAGACAAUGCAUGGAUGCUGAGCGACCUGACCCUGCUAUGGAUACAGAUGAAGAAUGGGAUGCUUUUGACCGUGAAGAAAGAGAGAUAUCAAGAGCAAAAUUCAGCAAGGAUAAGCCACCUUACUUGUGGUUAAAGCAGAUGUUUCACAAUGGAGAAGAGUUUAAGGAUCAACUUCUGAGGUAUGUCUUGAAGAUGAAUUACGAUGUGAAGCUAUGCAAAUGGGGUCAGUCACAGCUUAUGGCUAUAUGCAGUCAUGAGAAUUGUGAAUGGAAGAUCUAUUGUUCUGUGGACAAGAGGGUAGGGAAAUGGUCAGUUAAAACAUAUGUUGAUGCGCACCACCAUGCAAUCAGUGGAAAAGCUAGGAUGCUGAAACAAGGUGUGAUUGCCAGAUUAUUCAGAGAUGAAGCAAGAAGGAGACCAACCCUGAGUUGGACUGACAUUAAGGAUGAGAUAAUGAUGAGGUACACGAUUUCAGUGUCUAAGUGGAUAUGCCAAAAAGCCAGAAGAAUGGCGUUUAAUUUGGUUAUUGAAACACAGAGGCAACAAUUUGCAAAGCUGUGGGAUUAUGAAGGUGAGCUUCAGAGGUCUAAUAAGGAGACACACACAGAGAUUGUCACCAUCUCUCAAGCUAAUGGUAAGCAACAAUUUGACAAGUUCUAUAUAUGUUUUGAGAAGCUAAGAAGAACAUGGAAGAGUUGUUGUAGGCCAAUUAUUGGACUAGAUGGGGCUUUCCUUAAAUGGGAAUUGAAGGGUGAGAUUCUAGCAGCAGUUGGUAGGGAUGCGGAUAACAUGGAUGCAUUGAGAUCAUAUGAUCCAGAAGCUCAUGAGGAUCUGCUGAAAACUGAUCCAAGAACAUGGUGCAGAGCCUUCUUCAGUUGUCAGUCUAGCUGUGAGGAUGUUUCCAACAAUCUAUCUGAGAGCUUCAACAGAACCAUUAAGGAUGCAAGGAAGCUGCCAGUGGUAAAUAUGCUUGAGGAGGUCAGGAGAUCCUGCAUGAAGCGUAUAGCUAAGAUCUGUGACAAGACAAGUAAAUGUAAGACAAGGUUUCCACCAAAAAUAAUGCAGAUCCUUGAAGGCAACCGCAAGUCAGCUAAGUUUUGCCAAGUUCUUAAAAGUGGUGAGAACAGAUAUGAGGUGUUAGAGGGUAUUGGCAGUUACUCAGUGAAUCUCUUGACUAGAGAAUGUGCUUGUAGACAGUGGAAUCUCACAGGCAUUCCUUGUCCACAUGCUAUAUUUGUUAUCACAGAGAAGAACCGCGAUCCAGAAGACUAUGUUGAUAGACACCUUGCAACACAUGUCUGGAAAGCUACAUACAAAGACAACAUAGAACCUGUGAAUGGAGAAAGAUUGUGGAAGAGAACAGGCAAAGGAACAAUUGAAGUGCCGGAUAAGAGAAAGAAGCGAGGGAGACCAAAGAAGUUUGCUAGGGUUAAGGAGCCAACUGAAUCAUCAACUAAUCCCACAAAGCUAACAAGAGAAGGAAAAACAGUCACAUGUAGCAAUUGUAAGCAAGUUGGUCACAAUAAGGGAACCUGCAAAAACCCUACUGUACAAUCAGCUCCUCCACGCAAAAGGGGAAGACCAAGGAAGUCUCUAGAUGAUGAUGAUGAUCCAUGGAGCAUCCACAAUGCACCAAAGAGGUGGAAGAAUGCUCAAAGCCAGUCCACACCACCUGUUGCUCAAAGCCAAUCCACACCACCUGCUGCUCAGAGUCAACCUACACAAAAUCCGCGGCAUUCAAGUGCACCAGCAGCUAAUCCAAGUGGUAGAGGCCGUGCUCGUGGACGUCCUCCUGGAGUUAAAAAUGGUCAAGGCAAGGAUAAAGGCAAGGGUAAAGGAAAGGGCCGUGGUAAAGGAUCAGAUGAAGCUCCAAGACCUCCAGUCUUUUUUAUGUCACCUUGGACUGAUAAGGUCUUUGAUGUUUGGCGACCUGAGAAGAAGUAGGAUAAAUUUUAUGUUCUCUUUUGUGUUUUGAAUGACUUUGUAGGAUGAUAACUAUGUAGGAUUAGGUGUUUGGUUGAUCCUGAUUUGUUUUUGGUGGGAUCUAUACCUUUUCAAACUAAACGGCUCUUUUGGAUUAAUGAAACUAGGAUUAUGAUAUUUCAAACUAGA
Messenger RNA from Arabidopsis lyrata subsp. lyrata, 3064 nucleotides. RefSeq lists its product as uncharacterized. The transcript has 5 exons. The record is from RefSeq and is a predicted model, not a curated record. The coding region runs from base 263 to 2896 and encodes 877 amino acids. Gene Ontology annotation, molecular function: zinc ion binding; DNA binding. NCBI's taxonomy places the organism in Eukaryota, Viridiplantae, Streptophyta, Magnoliopsida, Brassicales, Brassicaceae.